AGAAUUCAGAAAAGGCAAAGGCAGCGCCUCAAUCAUUCGAGUUUGAGAGAAGCACAACCAGAUCUUCCAAGGUAGCAUCAAACGCACUCGAUCUCAUCGCCCAUCAAUAAUGGCGGAAGCUGUUGUGUCCUUGGCCGUGGCAAGAAUCAGUAAUCUGUUGAUUGAAGAAACGAAGUUUUUACGCGGAGUGAGAGGUCAAGUGGAGGAUCUUCAAACAGAGCUCAAACGAAUGCAGAGUUUCCUCAGAGAUGCUGAUAACAUUCAGUACACGGACAAUAGGGUUCGUAAUUGGAUUGGGGAAAUUAGAGAGCUCGCUUACAAAGUAGAGAACGUCCUCGAUGCUUUUGUCCUCAAAGUUGCGUCUAGGAGUAGCCGAUCCGGAGGCUUGCGUAACAUGGUGCGAAGAUUUGUUUGCAUCUUCAGCAAAGGUGUAAACUUUCACAAGGUCGGACUGGAGAUUGGUGAGAUCAAAGUCAAGAUCGCUAAUCUCACUACCAGUCUAGAUACUUACGGUGUUAAUCAUUUAAGGGAAAUUGAAGGCUCAAAUUCUGUGCACAACACACAAUUCUUACUUAGACGGACAUAUUCCCACUAUAUUGAAGAGGAUUUUGCUGGAUUUCAAGAAGAUAUAAGAAAAUUGGUGGCAGAAUUGAUGCGUGAUGAUAACCAAUGUCGAGUUGUUUCAAUUUGUGGCAUGGGCGGGCUAGGAAAGACCACUCUUGCUCGUGAGGUUUAUCAUCACCAGACCAUUAGGCAUCAUUUUGACAGGUUUGGAUGGACUACCAUUUCACAACAAUGGAGAAAAGAGGAUGUCUUGCAAAGACUCUUAACCGACCUGAUGCCUGAGCAGAAGGGAGAAAUUAAGAGCAUGAGAGAUGAAGAGUUGGUUAGGCAACUGUUUAAAAUCCAGAAGAAUAGAAAAUGCUUGGUGGUUCUUGAUGACGUAUGGUCUACUGAGGUCUGGGACAUCAUAAAGUGUGCAUUCCCAAGUGGAAAGGGAGGAAGUAAAAUACUGCUUACUAGCCGUUCUAGGAACGUAGCUGAAUAUACAGAUUCGUUUGGCAUCAUUCACGAACCAGAAUUAUUUGAUGAUAAAGAUAGCUGGGAGUUAUUGCACAAGAAAGCAUUUCCAAGAUCAUCCGAGGAUCCAGAUUCUCAAAUUGAUGCAAAGAUGGAAGAGUUAGGAAUGAAAAUGGCAAGACAAUGUGGGGGCUUACCACUUGCCAUUGUUGUGCUUGGGGGUCUUCUAGCAACAAAAUAUACCUUGAGCGAGUGGCAAAAGGUGUAUGAAAAUGUUAAUUCACAUCUAAUGAAUGAAGGUAAAUUGUAUGGAGGAGGACAAUAUGGAAGAAUAUUAGGGGUGUUGAGUAUAAGUUAUCAUGAAUUGCCUUAUCAGCUGAAAGCAUGUUUUCUUUAUUUGGGACACUAUCCAGAGGAUUAUGACAUAGAAGUAGAGAACUUAUGUCAAUUAUGGAUAGCUGAAGGUAUUGUACCAGAAUCAAAGGAGCAUAAAAAAACCAGAGAAGAAGAAACAAGUAUGGAUGUGGCAAUACAUUGCUUGAGUGAACUCGCACAAAGGUAUAUGGUUCGAGUGACACUAGAAGAGGAUUUCCUAACACCCAUAAAACAUAGAAGGUUCAUGAAAUGUCGACUCCAUGAUCUUGUUCGAGAUUUAUGUUUGUUGAAGGCAAAAGAAGAGAAUUUUUUUAAGAUUAAUGAUUAUAGACAUUCAAAUCAGCAAGUGCAACCCUCUUUUUCCUCUAUGGAUGCAUCAUUGACUAGCAGUAGUGGUAGUAAUACAAUACACAGACUCAUUAUCUAUUUGGAUUAUGGUACAAAUAUUAAUCGUCUUGGACAAGAAGAGAGGAUUCAGGGAAUAAGGAUGAUUAAAUUCUUAGUCUGCGGUGUGGGGCUGCAAUUGCAUUUAAUAUAUCUUUGCAAGCAUUUCAAAUUUUUGAGAGUUCUAGAACUUGAGGAUAUGCAACGUGAUGAUAUUGGCCAAGAAAAGUUACCAAAAGAAAUAGGAAAUCUUAUCCUUUUAAGGUACUUGGGAUUAGCAAAUACUGCUUUCAGAAAGUUGCCAUCAUCAUUAGGGAACCUAAGAUAUUUGCAAACACUUGACUUGCGAAAUGAUGCGGGGAUUAUAGUGCCAAAUGUGUUAUGGAAGAUGGAAGGAUUGGUGCAUCUUUAUCUUCCCCACUGUGUGCUUUUACAUACAAAAGGUAAGUUGCGAAUAGAUAGUUUAAGCAAAUUGGAAACAUUAGAAAACUUUGACUCAGAUAAGGUUGACACCAAAGGGCUCUUAAAGUUAUCCAAUCUCAGGGAACUAUUUGGGGCAUACUUGAAUGAAAAACUUGAUGAUAACCUAGCAAUGAUCAAUGACUACUUAUUUAACCACAAGCAUUGGCUGCAAAUCGCAUCGUUUUAUGUUAAAAUUGAUGAUUCUUGGAAGGAUGAAAGAAUAAGCCUCCUAAGAAAAUUUGUCACAUAUGAUCAACUUGCUGGAUUGACGAUACAGGGAACCAUUGUUGGUAAGCUAUCAAACUAUCCAUUGUCUCCAUCCCUUGUGAAUAUAUGCUUGUUCCACUCUUUACUUGAGGAUGAUCCUAUGCCAACUUUGGAGAUGCUGCCUAACUUAAGGUUGCUCUCUUUGCUUAAUGCUUUUGUGGGAAAAGAAGUUUUUUGCUCAAUUGGUGGUUUUCCUCGUCUCCAUAAACUUUUCCUCAGUAAUAUGCUCAAUUUAGAGGAAUGGAGAGUGGAUGAGGGAGCCAUGCCUAAUCUCUCUGAGUUAAUGAUUUAUUCAUGCAAGAAGUUGAAGAAGAUUCCUAAUGGAUUAAAAUUCAUCUCCAACUUGAAGCAUCUAGUAAUUUAUGGCAUGCCUAGAGCAUUCCAAGAUAGGGUUCAAGUGGUACAUGACAACGAAGGAGAAGAUUUUCACAUAGUUCAACACAUCCCUACAAUUGAGUUUAAUGAUUGAGAUGUCAACUUGUAAAUUGAAUUUGAAGAUUCAUCUCCAAUUGUUGUUCUAUCAAUGUCACCUCACCGUCUUCCUGAACUUUGAAGAAUACCUCACUGACGUCUGCAAUAAAGCUCGGCUCAACUUUGAAAAAUGUUGUUUCUCCAUUUUCAUUUCUGUGCAACCUAGACAGAAACCUAUCGAUGUUGUGAAUUCUACCAUUACUCGAGGGGUGAGUAAAUAAAAUCGUAAAUCGAGUUAGGUUCAGCGGGUGACAUUAUCUUCAUCUCUUUCUCCACUGUUGGUAUGAUCAAUUCUCGGAGAUCUCACUGGCCAUUGCACAAUGGGGUUGGGCCUCGUCGUUUGUGUCCUAGGAGUCUUGAUCCUCUCCCGUGCAGCCUGCUCUUCCGUCCAAUGUAACUCCCUUCUCACAUCAAUCAACAAUCCGAUCAAAACUAGGGUUUGAUGUGUUCUCAGUGUGGCUUCUUUGUAGUGAUUACAGAUAGGUCUCUGCUCAAGAUCACUGAGGAGGUAUUUUUCGAGCCACCAAUGGAUGUAAUUCUCAUAAUCUCAGUGUAUUGUUUGUGCGUAUAUCCUAGAUACACUCAUGUAAUAUCGUAAACAAUGAUGUUUUGUCGUUGAAUUGCUAGUGGUUGUUGAGUUGGUUUUAGGGCUGGCAUUUUGUAUGUGUGCGGUGCUGAUUGUUCCAAUAAAAUUCUGAUCGAUUCUCCCC
This is a messenger RNA of Diospyros lotus (date-plum), 3689 nucleotides long. RefSeq names its product probable disease resistance protein At1g58602. Gene Ontology annotation, molecular function: ADP binding. Lineage: Eukaryota; Viridiplantae; Streptophyta; Magnoliopsida; Ericales; Ebenaceae. The transcript has 3 exons. Gene Ontology annotation, biological process: defense response to other organism. The record is from RefSeq and is a predicted model, not a curated record. The coding region runs from base 110 to 2977 and encodes 955 amino acids.